GUUCAGCCCCCAACACGAUGUCGAAAGAUGAAGCGGCCGAGUCGACUUCCGCUCCACCAGCCGUUCCAUCCUUGAGCAUCACGAUCCCGAACUCGUCCACACCCUUUCCUCCCCAAGCGACCCAACAAACGACGUCAGGCCAAGGCCCGUUCCAUGCGUCGUUGCCCGUCCUGAACCCGCCGCUGUACUUUGGCAUCGUCGAAAGCGAAGUGUUUCGAUGCAACAAGUUUGACAGCUCGUCGUUUUCGUUCGUGUCGCAGCUCGGGUUGAACACGGUCGUGUACCUGUCGACCGACGACUUGGGGCGGGAAUUGACCGACUUUUUCAAAGAACGCGACGUGAUGGUAGUACAUCUCGGGUCCAAGUACCGAACCUCCAAGGGCAUCACGGAAGGCAUGACCAAGGAAGCGAUCGAGUGCAUCUUGGACCAGCGGCGGUAUCCCAUCAUGGUCAUGUGCAAGACUGGCAUCCACAUCUCGGGCUCCGUCAUUGGGUGUCUCCGGCGUCUCCAGAAUUGGAGCCUCACCGCCACCAUCGACAAGUACCGCAACUUGGCAGGUACGACGAAAACCAAGUUUGAAAACGAGCAGUUCAUCGAGUUCUUCGACGUGGACUUGGUCACGUUGCCGCCGCAUUUGCCCGACUGGUUCGUGCUCAACCAGCGGCUCAUGGACGACGAGCGCGCGGCGAUGGGGCACCACGAGUGCUUCCCUGGCGUCCGCGCGUCGCCCUCGUCGGACGAGUAUGCGUCGCUACCGGCGUACCAGCGCUACUACUUCAACGCACAAGGCCCGCUAACGUCGCCAUCCGUGUCGUUUUCCGAGAAAUUGAGCUUGAUUGGCGACGACGAUGGAGAUUAACAACAUAUAUUUUAUCCCUCAAGUCAAAUCAUCGUG
Molecule: messenger RNA, 896 nt
Organism: Aphanomyces astaci
Lineage: Eukaryota; Oomycota; Saprolegniomycetes; Saprolegniales; Verrucalvaceae
Exons: 3
Coding region: 18-860 (280 amino acids)
Molecular function (GO): phosphatase activity
Source: RefSeq, a predicted model, not a curated record